AUUUAGAAACUCGCCUCGCCAACGAGAAGGGGGGCAGCCGCUCCUCCUCCUUCCGCAGCCUUCCUUCGAGUCUUCGACGGUGCUCAGCAGCCUUUCAUGGUGCUCACCGCCAUUUCCCUUUCUCAGUCUUUGACCAGGAGAAUUGAAGAAUUAUUUAUUGCAGUUUAAAGUUCAAAGUUUGAGUUCAGUGAGCAGCCUAAGUUGAUAAUUGAUUUUCUGCAACUCUUCCCAAAUUCUGAAGCCACUAAGUGUGCAGGAGCCCUUUUAUGAAGAUGGAUGAAAACGACAUAGUUGACCAUGAAACAGGUGUAUCAGGUGUGGUCAAGUCAGAUAAAAGUCAUUCUACACCUAAGUUUCGGGGUGAAGUAGAAGAACACAAGCAUCAACUACAACGACUGAAAGAGAAGGACCCAGAGUUUUACAAGUUUCUUGAAGAUCAUGACAAGGAGCUUCUAGAGUUUGAAGAUGAAGAACCUUCUGAAGAUACUGAUGUUGAUGAGGUUGAGUUAGAGCCUUUUUUACCCACGGAGAGCACACAGAAGUCGGGGAAGGUUCUCACAACUGUGAUGAUUGAUUCCUGGUGCAAAAAUAUCUCGGAGAAUGGUAGCGUAGGUGCAAUUCGUUCAAUCAUGCGGGCUUACCAUACUGCUUGUCAUUAUGGUGAUGAUAACAAAAAUGAAUCUUCUCGAAAGUUCAGUGUCAUGACCAGCAGUGUGUUUAACAAAAUAAUGGUGUUUGUUCUUAAUAAGAUUGAUGGAAUAUUUCGUACCUUCCUAAAGCUUCCUGAAACUGGUGGAAAGAAAGAGACUAUAAUAGAACUGAUGACUACCAAAGCAUGGAAGGAUCAUGGUUAUCUUGUGAAAUCCUACCUUGGAAACACUCUUCAUGUACUACAACAAAUGACGGAUACUGAGAUGAUCUCAUUUACUUUACAACGACUCAGAUCUUCAGCAGUAUUUUUGGCUGCAUUUCCUAGUCUUUUAAGAAGAUAUAUCAAGGUUUCUCUGCACUUCUGGGGUACUGGAAAAGGUGCUCUUCCUGUUGUUUCUUUUCUGCUUAUGAGGGACUGCUGUAUUCGACUUGGGUCUGAUUGUAUAGACCCGUGUCUGAAAGGCAUCUAUAAGGCUUAUGUUGUGAACUGCCAGUUUGUGACGCCGUCCAAGUUACAACACAUUGAAUUUCUGGGAAGUUGCAUCAUUGAACUAUAUGGCGUGGACCUACCAAGUGCAUAUCAACAUGCUUUUGUUUUUAUCCGCCAACUUGGAAUGAUAUUACGAGAUGCAAUCACUGUUCAAACCAAGGAUGCAUAUAGAAAGGUUUACGAGUGGAAGUAUUUGAAUUGCCUUCAACUGUGGACUAGAGUUGUUUGUACUUAUAAAGAGGACCCUGACUUUCGUCUCCUAGCAUACCCAUUGACUCAGAUAAUAUGUGGGGCCGCUCAGUUGGUUCCAACUGCGAGAUACUUUCCUCUUAGAUUGAAGUGCACUAGAAUGCUCAAUCAAAUUGCUGUAUCUACUGGUACCUUCAUUCCCAUCGGUUCCCUGCUUGCAGAUAUGUUGGAGUUUAAGGAGUUGAAAAAGUCAGCCACUGGAGGGGUUGGCAAGGCAGUAAACUUUCGUUCUACAUUGAAGGUAAGUAAGCAGACAUUAAGAACACGUGCAUUUCAGGAGGAAUGUGUGUUUUCUGUAAUUGAACAGAUUGGUGAACAUUUAGAACAGUGGAGCUACUCUGUCUUCUUUUAUGAAUUGGCAUUUGUACCACUGACACGUUUGAGAAGCUUCUGCAAAACCACCACAAUAGAAAGGUUCAGGAGGGAAGCAAAGCAAUUGGUACAGCAGGUGGAGGCCAAUGUUGAGUUUACGAAUAAGAUGCGAACGACUAUUGCAUUUUCACCAAAUGACCAGGCUGAGAUAGCAUCAUUUCUUGAGGUUGAGAAAAAAGCGAAACUGAGUCCCCUAUCCUUAUACAUGGAAAAUUUGCACCUUAGAGCACGCCAGAGGAAGGCUUCAAUGGAUGAAUCUAGUGUUUUAGUUGGAGAGAAGGUGUCUAGAUUCACCAAAGAAAUACCUGAUAUUGAAGGCGAGGAUGCAGAACAUGGCAAUGCAGUCUUUAGUUCCAACUGGUUGCCAGGGAGCGAUGCCAAGAAGAGUUUAAAAUCCAAGAAACACACAAAGAAACGGAAAUUGGAAGAUCAGGAACCUGUCAUGGAUGAGGAUGUGGUGACAGAACUAGAGCUUAGCUCUGAUGAAGAUGAGCGUUCAAGCUCCCCUGUCCUCGAAGGUCACUUUGGUAGCCCUACUGUGGCUCAAAAGUCACGGCAGAAAACAUCAAAGGACACUAAGAAGAUGAAAAGAGCCAAAAGACCUCCCAAGAACAAAAACAAGAGAGCAUCUCUAAAAUGAUGCACUAAUGUAGCUCAAGGAUGGAAAGAAGCUUGGCUUCUGGGUUUUGAGACUUGAGGACCGUAAAAAGAUUAUCUGGAAAUUUUUUGUCAACUACAGCUUCAGCAUAAGUGCUCGAUGAUGGUGACAAGUGUUAGUCCAUCUGCAGUCCAUCAUGAGUCAGUUCCAGAAUGUUGGUACAGCCAAUCAAGUGGAAGUAUCCAGCUAAGCUGCUUCAUCAAAUUGUCUGAGGCCUUCUCUUUUUUUUUUCCCUCUGCUGAUUAAUUCUGAACGGAUAAGUAGCAUGGUGUCUGUUCCUAGGUUCGAAUUGGCAGCCGAUUUUGCAAGUGGCUGCAAGUGGCUUCCAUUUUAUGUUCCUUCUCUCGCAUUCUAUUUUGACACGAAAGAGCAGCAUAAUUUUUACAGGGUAUGCUUGUUUAUGGA
Messenger RNA from Nymphaea colorata (pocket water lily), 2825 nucleotides. Its product is annotated as nucleolar complex-associated protein 2. The transcript is spliced from 13 exons. The record is from RefSeq and is a predicted model, not a curated record. Gene Ontology annotation, biological process: ribosomal large subunit biogenesis. NCBI's taxonomy places the organism in Eukaryota, Viridiplantae, Streptophyta, Magnoliopsida, Nymphaeales, Nymphaeaceae. Gene Ontology annotation, cellular component: Noc2p-Noc3p complex; Noc1p-Noc2p complex; nucleoplasm. Bases 267 to 2402 code for a protein of 711 amino acids.